AGUUAUGCCAUCAAUUCAUACCUGAGUCUCACCUCUUGAUGUAAGAAGAGAUGGACCGGUCGUGGAGUGUGUGGUCCAGUGUUUGUACGCAUGCGUUGAUAUUCUCACUGUUUAUGUAUUGAUUGCAAUCAUUGCAUACAAUAUAACAUAUAAUCUUACAGUUUGUGUGAAGCACUGCAUAUGAGAUGUGCUUUCAAUUGUCAAGUGAUGUGAUCACAGCUUAAGACAUAAAGUGUUUUCAGUGAUAUAGUGGUCAACAAUCAAUGCAAUGAUGAAUCCCUUGUUGGACACUAUCAAUGCCGUCAACUCGUGCUCCGACAGCUCCGAUGAGUGUGACAUCAAUAGCAAGUGUUAUACAAGAAGUGAACGACGACACCGACGGCCAGUCAAUGGCAACACUUGUAACUACUAUUACAGCAGUUCCGACGGUGACUCCAUUUCAAGCUAUGCGGCCACCAAUUCACUUGAAUCGGGAUAUAAGUCCGACUAUUUGGGAUGUAAUACACCCGAACAGAUGGAAGACAUUCCCGACUCUAUCACUGAAGCCAUCACUCAUCAAAUGUCUGGUAACGAGUCGUCGCCCACAGACGAUAGAUAUGAUAGAUCAAUGGGUUUAGAUGUCAGUGAAGAUUGUGUACCAAAAAAUGAUCUCCAAAGACAUCAAAAACAUGCAUUUGAUGACAUGAACAGCAAUUGUGGUGACACACCACUCGUCAUCAACAAUAAGUGUGGAUUUGGCCGMAAAACAGGAGGAAUAUUAACUGAAAAGAUGGCAAAUCGUUUGAAAUCAUUGAAUACAGACUCACAAUUGGAUCACUUAUUCAAAUUGAGAAAAUCUUUGCUCAAAGCAUUGAGACGUUGCGAACGUAUCUCAACUCCGGUCAACUCACGUGAUGGCAGUCCGAUAACAGCACCGACCAAAUCUGUGUCCAGUCGAUCAUCGAGUCCCGCGUCCACUGUUAUCCGAAAUUUUUAUACAAAUAAUAACAGUAUUAAUACUCGCCGUAUAAGAGGAGAGCACGACAUCAACUCUAGUGAUAAAUGCCGCCAAAAGUUUGUGUCUUCUCCGGUGACUAUUAGAUCACAAGAUGGUAUGAUUGACACAUGUGAUGAACAGUUAUCGGACAUUGAAUCGGUGAAUACCGACUGUCCAUUCAACGACAGCUCCGUUGUGGUCAACAAUGGCUGUAAAAGCGUACGUUUCAAUAGUUCUGUCAAAUUUAGUCCCAAUUCAAUGCAAAUGAGAAGAAAAGAGCAAAUUAGUGGUAAUUAUGUGUCCAAUAAGUCUAUACUGAAGGACCCACUCUGUGAAACACUGAGGUCUGCCAUAAAAGCCGGAGAGUUCACUAAUAGCUGUUCACUUGAGGGCGAGAUCGACGAGUUAUUAUAUGGACGCACCGGUGCUUAUUAUCAUUCACCUUCUCAUCAGUCAAAAGAAGCUCAGUUAGCUGACGACCUAAUSUGUCCUUCCCAGGCAUAUGUGGCCAGACUUGAAGAGAAAUAUCGCACACUUACCAAUAAUGACAUUCCAAAAAAUGGCUAUACAACCAAACACAACACUACCAAUACUACCAGUGCCGUCGUUUCAAAGAAAAAGGCUAAUAAUUCUAAUAAAGAGUAUUCAUCGCUCAAAACAGGAUUUUCGUCGUCGAUGUCUAGCAAAGCACUUGAACAGGAGGUUGACUUAAGCAUAACGUCUGAACCAAGAGUUAACACAACCCUGAGCUCGACRACCACUACUGCCAGCAACCAUACCAACUGUUUGAGUUCAUACAGCAGUCUUUACGGAACAACAACAACAMCACACUCGACCACCAACACCAACAACCAAACUAACAGAUCAUUUAGUGCCAAAUCUAAUCGUAAAUCUAAGAAAAAGCAUUUAAACGAAAUGGCCAAAUGUAUGCUUGAAAUACUCAAUGACCUACAGGUGCCUAAUAACGCAACAGAUAUUUACUCAUCGGCGACGUCCAGUCGUCUCCAGAAUACUAUAUUCAGUACAGACUCCGAUAACGAAUCAAACAUUGAUCUACUUAUGAAAGAACUUUCAAUCGGACAGUCAGAUACCAGUGACUUGAGUGACAUUAGCUCCACAUCCUAUCGAACAUUCCCUGAACAGCACAUCUAUGAAGAAAUACUUUAUGAUUGUUUAGAGUCGCAACCAAAUGAUGUGACAUUAUAUCAACAUUACUUACCGUCCCRUCGGACCAUCACAUCAUCAGCUAAUAAGUUUACUCACUCGUCAGUCAAUGGCAUUAGAGURGAAGCACCCAUACAACAGUCACAUAUCAGGCAUGUGGGCAGUUGGGGCCGAACCAGUAAUAGACCCAAACAAAGAAGUAACUUAUAUACCAUCUUCUCUGAUGAAAGUGAACGCCGAAAUAUCUCCCGUUCCUUGGAAAGGGAGUUUUGUAAACGCAAUGCAUUUGAUAUAAAUACUAAUAUUAACAAUAAUACUAAUCUUAGUAAUAGUAUUGAGUCAGUGCUUGAUAAUUAUGGCUUUAAAAUAUAA
Oppia nitens is the source of this 2512-nucleotide messenger RNA. RefSeq names its product dentin sialophosphoprotein-like. The record is from RefSeq and is a predicted model, not a curated record. The transcript is spliced from 2 exons. Bases 269 to 2512 code for a protein of 747 amino acids. Lineage: Eukaryota; Metazoa; Arthropoda; Arachnida; Sarcoptiformes; Oppiidae.